AUGUUAGCGCGGGCGCGGCGCGGGACGCAUGCCACUCACCAUGCCCCGGGGCUCCACGUCAAAGCAGACGUGCCCCAGGACGUGAGCAGACAAACCCCAGACCGCCAAGACCAAGCUCCUUGUUACGCACACUUACACACACUUCUCGCGCACACUUCCACCCUCGCACAUUCAAGGCAAACCCCCGACCAAUCUCUAAAAGCCCUCAACACGUCGCAGCAUAGCACAGCACAGCACAGCACAGCACAGCACGGCCAUCAUGUCAUCACACCAGGCGCUCCAAGGGCACUGGUGGUGUGGCAUCUUUACCGGAGCUACCACGCCGCGGCGGAAGAGGAGGAAGGUUACUCGAGCUACCCCGCGGCUGCCCAUACGUCUGCCAACCACUACAUGGUUAGCGAGAGUUCCGGCGAGAGUUCCGGCGAUGAAGACGGGCAGCAGCAGCAGCAGCGAGGGCUUUCACCCGCGGACAGGGGUCUGCAGCGCCCGUUGAACCUCCCCGCUCCCAUCCCUUUCCUUUUUCCCAGCACACUGGGUGGACCCCUGGUGUAUGAACCCCCGCCACCACCACCACCGCCACCACCACCAGCUCAACGACCCCGCCCGCAGACACACGCCAGCACGAAGGUUUCCCUUCACCGAGUCCAAAAUCACAACCAAGUCCAGAGGGAGCGCCUGACAACGUUCAUCGCCGAUGUUCAUGUCCUUGCGCGCCACACCACCUUCUUUAUCAAGUACUACCUUGCUGACCAUCCUCUACACGAUUUCCCGGACAUCACCCACAAGCACAUCAACUACUGUAAUGCUCAGGGAUUCGCCCCCAUCCGCAUGCAAAAUUGCCAACAGACCACAGCGUACACGGCUACGAGCAUCCUCACAAACCUCAAAGUUAACAUACAAGAGCAUUUCAUGCAAAUGUUUCUGCGCUACGUCAAUGAAAGGCUUGAGUUUCCAACCGAAGAAGAGCUUGCGCGCCUCAGACGACUUGAGCGGACCGUCCUCGACGAGUUAUGGGCUCUGUUUCCUCCCCAGGAUGAGCCGCUUGCGUACAGCCUUGCGGUGGACGCAAUGGCAUAUUUAGGUGCCUAUUGUGAGCUCUCACGCCUCUAUGAGCGCUGUGGAAUGCGGCUGUUUUCCGCUAUCCCGCUGCGCAAAUCUCGAAUCCACUCAUCUGUUCGGAUCGACACGCUGAUCCUAGCCACCCAUAUCCUGGGCUUGAGCCGACGUCACAUGGGGAAAUUCACCGAUCCACGCAAGCAGGGGCUGUGGGGGCAGUUUCUCAACGUGAAUGACAAGGUCUUCAAGCAUCGAAAGAAGCUUGGUCUUAAAUUUGAUGGAACAAUCAGCACAAAUGGGUAUUCCGCUACCAUCCACUUCAAGAAGCCAGGGCUCAAGUAUGGGCAUCGGGCCCGGAAGCGCAGCAAGGCCCAAAUGCGGGAAGAAGUCAAACAGCUGUAUUUUGAGCACCACAUCGCCGAACUACGGGAGGCUCCAAACAUCGUCAGCAAUGAUCCGGGCGAGCAUGACCUCUUGUUCUGUCGAGACAUCAAGAAGGAGCGGCCAUUUAGAUCAACACCCUCCUCAACCCUGUCCCCGUCCCCAUCCCCACCAUCCCCCCCCGUCACCAUCCCCACCAUCCCCUUUGUUCAACAUUCCGUUGCCGCGUUCUCACAAUGCACCACCCCAUACCAGAUACACAUCCAAUCUAUGGGCAGUCGAGACAAAGUCUCGGUACUUUCAAGAGACAUGACAGAGCAAAAGAUCAAUGCCAGCAUCGCUGAGAUGGAAUCACAUAUUCCGUCGCACAAGAGCAUGAACAUCGAGGCGUUCUCAGCGUUCAUUGUGGACCACGUACAUGCGGAUCCCGCCCUGGAUGAGUUUUACCAGGAUGAGAUUCACGUUGCUCGCAGAUUCAAGGCGUUCUCACUGUGGCAAAAGUCUGAGAGCAAGCUCAUCAAAAACAUGCGAUGCCUGUAUGGAAAGCAUUUUUUGGUCAUCUUGGGUGAUUGGAGCGACGCUGGAAAAACCAUGCGCUUUCAGUAGUCAUCAAAGACCAAAGGAUUCCGCACACUCUUUGCGAGAAACGGCAUUCCAUGCUACUUGCUGGAUGAGUAUCGAACGUUGUCGGUGUGCCC
This is a messenger RNA of Fimicolochytrium jonesii, 2135 nucleotides long. RefSeq lists its product as uncharacterized. The coding region runs from base 1 to 2043 and encodes 680 amino acids. Lineage: Eukaryota; Fungi; Chytridiomycota; Chytridiomycetes; Spizellomycetales; Powellomycetaceae. The record is from RefSeq and is a predicted model, not a curated record. The transcript is spliced from 12 exons.